UGUGAGCUACGUGUCCGAGCAAUGAUGUAUACGUCACUACGUCGGUCAGUGCUUCUUUACGCCUGCGCGUACUAGCCGUAACAGUAAAAAGUAACAAGUGUGUGUCAUUUUUUCCAUUCAAGCAUUUGAAUCUCGUUUUCGGCUAUGCUCCGACCAGCGUGAGUCGAUUAUAAUACGGUUACGUUUUAACAUUGUCGAAUUGCAAAGGAAACCAUGGCCAAGUCGAAGGCAGUGCCGCAUAACCUCAUUCAAUGGGACCAGAGCGACGAUCCCUUGGCUCCGUUGACAGACUGUCAAAAGGACUGUCUGACAAGCCUGGAAAUCGCCGUUACCUCGUGCUUCCCGUCAUCGAGCACGCAGACUGACGUGUUGGACGACGAGAGUAUGCGAGAGCAGGAUUCCCAGGAGGACUGCCUUCCGAUAGAGGGGUAUCAGGAAUUACUCCAACGCUAUUUGUCUCUAGAGAGGAGAUACGUGUCCAUGUAUGACGUGAAGUACAAUUUAUACCUCGACGAGCUCAAGUCGAGGAGGUCUGAAUGCCAGGAGGUUUGCUCCGAGAUAGAGCAGGCGUUGAACGACUUCUCUGCGCUCUAUAAGCAGUACACCGAGGUCUCCGGCAAGACCACUUCUCUGUACGAGGCCAGCGAGCAACUCAUCUCCGACCAGAAGCAGCUGAACGCGACGAUUGACAGCAUUAUGGAGUACGUUAGGUACUUCAAAGAGAUUGGCGUGAUCACGGAGAAGUUGGACGCGCCUACUUUGUCAGUGAACAGCGAGAUGUUCUUCAGCGUACUGGAUAAAAUUGAUACAAACAUAGACUUCAUGCAGAACAACGCGUCGUACAACGAGAGCGGCGUUUACCUGGUACGUUACAGGCACUGCCAGUCCAAGGCGAUCGCGCUCAUACAAAAUUACAUCUUCAACUUGUUCUCCAAGACCACGGAAAGUAUCUUAAAUCUGAAGGGCAACGAGAGCUCCUCAGAUAGCACGGAUGCGGCCCUUGCUCUGUUUUAUGGCAGAUUCCAAACAAUUUUGUCAAAGGCGAAGCCGGUUAUCGAGCAGAUCGAGAGCAAAUCGUACAGGAGGCAGGAAUAUGACAGUCUGCUGCUCGAGUGCCACCAGUAUUAUUGGAGCCAACGGGGCUUGGUACUAGGUACAAGCAUACAGAAGUCCCUGAACUCCGUAAGGGAAAAAUACAACGGCGAUCACUGCAGUUUAGUGCGGCACUCCUGUGCGCUGCUCCUGCACGCGUCGAUAGACGAGCAUAAGCUGUUCUAUGAAUUCUUCUCGAAGCAAUCGAGCGGACUGACCGCGUAUUUGGAGAGCCUGUGCACCUCGCUGUACGAUGCACUAAGGCCCUUCAUCAUACACAUCAAUCAUCUCGAGACGUUAGCUGAGAUCUGUUGCAUCCUACGGAUAGAAAUGCUGGACGAGCACGUGCAGAAUAACUUCGAGCCACUGGGUGGCUUUGGCAAUAUAUGCUUGCAAUUGCUGCACGACGUUCAGGAGAGAUUGGUGUUCCGUGCGCACUUGUAUCUGCAAUCCGACGUGUUGAACUACAAUCCUUCGUCUGGCGACUUGGCGUACCCGGAGAAAUUGAAGAUGAUGGAGGACAUAGCGGAAUCCAUCAGGGAAGAGACCCGCCAGACUCGCAUGAAGAAGAUCUCGGUGUCGUCCUCCGACAGCUCCGUUCUGGAGCCGGUCUCUCGCAAUCACAUAGUCAUGGAUUCCAUUUAUCAGAAGACGCACAUGGGCAGUUCUCCAGCAGAUUUGCACGCUAUGUGGUAUCCCACGGUGCGUAGGACUCUGGUGUGUCUAUCGAGGCUUUAUCGUUGCGUGGACAGAUCUGUGUUCCAGUCAUUGAGCCAGGAAGCCAUUUCCCUCUGCGUUCAGAGCAUCGAGAAUGCCAGACAGGAGAUCGAGAAGAGAGCGAGCACCCUGGAUGCAGAGUUGUUCCAGAUAAAGCACCUGUUAAUCCUCAGAGAGCAGAUCGCUCCGUUCCAGGUCGACUUCACUAUCAAAGAGUACAGCCUGGACUUUUCCAAAGUGAAGACUGCCGCGUUCGGCUUGCUCGAGAAGAGCUCCAGGCUCUUUACCCUGUCAAACAAUGCACUGUUGCAGUUUCUCCUGGAAGGUGCGCCGCAGAUGAAAGAACAGCUUAUUGAUUCGAGAAAGCAAGUGGACGCAAAGUUGAAGUUUGCGUGCCAGCGACUGAUACAACACGCGACUUAUCUACUGAUUCAUCCUAUUAUCAAGUUGCUGGAGAAGGAACAGUUGCGCGAUGCGAGCUCGGGCCAGGAAAACGCUCUUGGUAGUGCGCAGGAAGUGGCGGUCACGGUGGCUGAUGUGUUGAGGAUAAUCAAGUUCAAGUGUCCUGAAAUACAACAGUCGAUGCAGUUAUAUCUGGCCAACAAGGAAACCGAGUUUAUUCUGUUCAAACCGGUGAAGAAUAACAUUUGCGCCACGUUCACGCAGUUGCAUCAAGUAUUGAAUAAGUAUUAUAACACGGAGGAUCUCCUAUUGAUCGCGUGCCCCUUGCCGGAACAGAUAUCUGUUAUGUUGAGUUCGACGACGUUAGUCCAGGGAAAAUCCAAUCGAGAAUCGCAAGCGACCCUGAAACGAUCGCAAUCGAUUACCAAACAGGAAGUAUAAAUCACAUUUCCAGAAUUUAUUACAUUUCUUGAAAUUUCCGCAGAAUAAAAUUUAAAAAAGAUUAUUUUCCUAAAAUUAUAAGAAUAUCCUUUUUGUAAAAUAAAUUUUGUUUUGUUUGAUUAAUAUAUAUAUAUGUAUUGUCCAAUCGAUUUUUAUAAUUUGUGUACUUUGCCAUGUACAAAUAUAGUUAAGUAUCUGUGGGAAGUUCUUGCGAUAAACGUACAUAUUUAUAGAUUUUUAAUUCAUAAGGAUACAUUAAUAUUAUAAUAGUUUUUAAAAUUGUAUAUAAUAUUGUAACAAGUGUAUAAAGCAUUUAUAAUGACAAAUUUGUAGAAAUAUAUAUAUAUAAUUACAAUUUCUAUUGUAAAAAAUACUAUUAAAUAUUAACUAUUAAAAUAUUAGAAUUGGAGAUUCGCUGUACAAUUGUCGAUACAUACUGAAUAAUAUAUAAUAGAAACG
This is a messenger RNA of Ooceraea biroi (clonal raider ant), 3111 nucleotides long. It is a transcript of the gene Cog3, whose product is annotated as conserved oligomeric Golgi complex subunit 3. Lineage: Eukaryota; Metazoa; Arthropoda; Insecta; Hymenoptera; Formicidae. Gene Ontology annotation, biological process: intra-Golgi vesicle-mediated transport; Golgi organization; intracellular protein transport. The record is from RefSeq and is a predicted model, not a curated record. Gene Ontology annotation, cellular component: cis-Golgi network; membrane; COG complex.